This is a messenger RNA of Somion occarium, 762 nucleotides long. NCBI's taxonomy places the organism in Eukaryota, Fungi, Basidiomycota, Agaricomycetes, Polyporales, Cerrenaceae. The record is from the annotation of a GenBank genome assembly.
AUGCGAACUUUGAAGCUGAAGCUCGUUAAACAUGCCACACGCGGAUGCGGCCUACGUGCCUUCUGGGUUGUCAAAACAGCAGUUUUGGCAGCAUAUUUAUGAGCAACUUGCCGCUCUUUUAGAGGGCCAACGUAGUUGGGUCACGAACCUGGCGAAUGCAUCGUCUUUAAUCUACAGUUCGCUUCUUGCAUACACGCCCCAUUUUGGUGAUGGCGAAAGGGCUGUCAACUGGUGUGGUUUCUAUGUAGACUCUCCAUUGUUCCCUACUCCGCGAUACGUCCAAGUAGACCCGGGACAACAACCCCAGCCAACUGCUAGAAAACUGCUUCUGGCUCCAUUCUGCGGUAAACCAGCGUGUCAACUCAUAAACGUGACUCCUGGAAAGGCUCGAGGGGUCUGCGCAGAUGCCUUCCUCCAGGCCCAAACAAAACUAGUUCCAGAUGUCGAGGCCUAUCCGGGGCACAUCGCUUGCGACGGACAGACCAAGAGCGAGAUCGUUUGCCCCUUGAUCUUGCGCCGCCAGGGUGAAAAUAACGUCGUUGUAGGGGUGCUGGAUCUUGAUUGCUUGGCUCCGGGAGGGUUUGAUGAACAUGACGUGAAGGGAUUGAACAGAAUAGCAGAUUUGGUGGUCAAUGCAUGCGAUUGGUGACCUGGACGAAUGAUCUCAAACAUUCAGACGGUGUUUGAACGGAGAACUCAAUGAAUGUGUAUGUAUACAGCAAGACGUAGUACAUGUGAAUAUAGAUCAGUUUCCCUGUUCCC